This is a messenger RNA of Merops nubicus (carmine bee-eater), 961 nucleotides long. Its product is annotated as potassium channel subfamily K member 10-like. NCBI's taxonomy places the organism in Eukaryota, Metazoa, Chordata, Aves, Coraciiformes, Meropidae. Gene Ontology annotation, molecular function: potassium ion leak channel activity. The annotation marks the transcript as partial. The transcript has 6 exons. Gene Ontology annotation, biological process: potassium ion transmembrane transport; stabilization of membrane potential. Gene Ontology annotation, cellular component: membrane. The record is from RefSeq and is a predicted model, not a curated record.
AUGAAAUUUCCAAUCGAGACUCCAAGAAAACAGGUGAACUGGGAUCCUCAAGUGGCUGUUCCAUCACCAGUGCCAGCUUGUGAACCCGAGCCUAAAACUAACGAGCAUUAUCCAGCUCCACGACUCUCCAUUUCCUCCCGAGCCACUGUUGUUGCUACCAUGGAAACCCCUUCUCAAGGCCUGCAGACGGUUAUGAAGUGGAAAACAGUGGUGGCCAUCUUUGUUGUAGUAGUAGUUUACCUGGUGACAGGAGGAUUGGUCUUCCGUGCCCUGGAGCAGCCCUUUGAAAGCAGGCAGAAGAACACGAUUGCACUAGAGAAGGCUGAUUUUCUGCGAGAGCACGUUUGUGUAACCCAGCUGGAGCUGGAGACGUUGAUUCAGCAUGCUGUUGAUGCUGAUAAUGCAGGAGUCAGUCCCAUAGGAAAUUCCUCUAACAACAACAGUCAUUGGGACCUUGGAAGUGCCUUUUUCUUUGCUGGAACAGUCAUCACAACAAUAGGGUACGGUAAAAUUGCUCCAAGCACUGUUGGAGGCAAGGUUUUCUGCAUCUUGUAUGCCAUCUUUGGGAUUCCACUCUUUGGCUUCUUGCUGGCUGGGAUUGGAGACCAACUUGGAACCAUCUUUGGGAAGGGUAUUGCAAGGGUGGAAAAAGUUUUCAGACAAUUAGUAUUGGAGGCAGUGCUGUUUAAUGUCUUUGUCAAUGAUCCAGACAAGGAGAUCAAGGGCACCCUCAGUAAAUUUGCAGACGACACCAAACUGGGUGGGAGCAUUGAUCAGCCUGAGGGUAGGAAGGCUAUACAGAGGUAUCGGGACAGGCUGGAUGAAUGGGCCAAGCCCAAUAGGUUCAACAAGCUGAAGUGUCAGAAAGACAUUGAGGUGGUGGAGCGGGUCCAAAGAAGAGCAACUAAGCUGGUGAAGGGUGUAGAGCAGAAGUCUGAUGAGAAGCAACUGAGGGAACUGG